Messenger RNA from Galleria mellonella (greater wax moth), 1791 nucleotides. RefSeq lists its product as uncharacterized. The coding region runs from base 59 to 1237 and encodes 392 amino acids. The record is from RefSeq and is a predicted model, not a curated record. The transcript has 8 exons. NCBI's taxonomy places the organism in Eukaryota, Metazoa, Arthropoda, Insecta, Lepidoptera, Pyralidae.
UUAAGGUUCGAUUUCUCUGUAGAAUUAGGACGCAGGUGGCCUGGAGCAAGGAGGCUGCAUGCGCGCGCAAGAGCCAGAGGGCGCUUGGCGGGAGCGCGCGGCAGUCAGCAUGAGACGCGCGCGGAGUGUCACGGGCCCCUUGCGGCGCGCCCACCCUGCCUCCGGGGCCACCUGGAAUGUUCAGGUGGUCCGAGGCAAGAUGUCUUCACAAUGCCUGUGGCACGCGUGCCGAGCGCUCUCCGCUGGACUGAUGUUGAUGUUGUUAGGGGCCGCCAUGGCUGUCAUAGGUUACUACGCGGACACGUUAUCUGUAGCGCAAGAAGUGCGGGGCAACGCAACUAUUUCUGUUAAAGACGAAACCCGAGGCUUUCACUUAAACAACCUAUCGUACGCGGGUCCUAUAGUCAUGGGAUUUGGAGGUUUCAUCGUAGUGGCGGCGUGCGUGAUGACAUUCGAAGCACGGGACAGUGCAGCUAAAGUGACGCCGGCGCGGCCGCAGGCGCUGCCGCGGCCGGUGCCGCGGCGCGGGCCGCCGUGCGCGGCGCCCGCCCGCCUCGACCAGCUCGGUGUGUACCGACUGCCGCACGUACUGCCGCUGCCGCAUGCCUUACCGCUAGCACCCAUACACAGAUAUCGAACACCACACGCAACCAGAACGGCUGAUGACAAAGUGAAGGGCCGCACUCGAUUCGGCUCGGCGCCCGACUUGCGUAGCGGCAGCACGCGCGCCGCUCUGCCGGUUAGCGCUCUACGCCGGCCGCUACGUCGCUACGCGCUCUCCGUAGACGAGCCGCCGCACUCUGCAGUCAGCGCUAGCGCAGCGGAGUCAGAGUGCGGCUCGCAGUCAUCGUUGGCGUUGGACUUGCACGGUAGCGGCGCUCGCGGCGGUGUCACGCUGCGCGUGCGAGACAGCUCGCGGCGCCGCCCCCUGGCGCGACAGCAACGUCUUCGCGAUGACACUAUACAUCCUACACCAGGCGAUAGUAUUAGCAAUAUAAACAACACUACAGAAGAAUCGAUAACGAGGUCAAACGACGAAGAGGUGGAAAAUAAAAAUUCAGUAGAAAUGGUACAUUUGUGUGGCGAUCCGAGCCGCACUAGAAGCGCUCCGCCGUCGCCCCGGCAGGACCUCACUUCUUCGCCGGUCUCACCCUCUUCGCACGUCACUGACACUUGUAUACUGAUAGAAGAGCCAGCUAUAGAAGAAGCUGCGGAAUCCCCACCAUUAGACAAAUGAAAACAAGACAUGUCUCGGGAUGCCGAGACGUUGGAUACCGCUACGCUCAUUAAUAAAGACCCUUGUUGAUAUUUUGUAUGAAAUAUACAAAUUUUUUAGUUAUUCUUUAUUAUAGAUACUUAAUAAUUUAUUGUUAAGUAUGUCCACUUGAGGGCUUUUCGAUGUGUCUUCGGAAAACGACGACAAUUAUCUAUUUUUUAGAUCCACUGUUGUAAUACCUAUAUUAUGAUGUUGUUUAGGAAUGUUUAUGACCUGUAUACAUUAGUUGUAAGGCGUUGUAUGACGGAAUCCAUAGGAUGUAAUAUUUAGAAGUGGUGUUAUUGUAGAUUAUAUAUUGAUUGAUGGACUUAGUUGGUUGUAGGUAUUUGUUCGCGAGAAUUUGUGGUAAAUCUAGGAAGCGAUAUUAAUGUGUAAAGAACAUAAAACGAUACAUACAGAGGGCACGUUACUUUUUAUUACAGCGUAAAUAACUAUACAUAUCAAAAUGAAAUUUAAUUGAUAUUUAAGUAAUAAUUAUUAAAACAACCCUUCUUUUAAAAAUCACUUAAUCAAUU